UCACCCUCUGACGUUCAGCAGUCCUUUGCGCAGCGCGUGAGAAGUUAAACAUGGCGGCUUUGUGUGCGCGUGCAGUGCGGUACAUUUUAACAGCUCCUUCUUUAUCAAGGAGGACGCCGCGGCUUCUAUGCACGGCGGCUCAGCAGAAGAGUCCAGGAGGACCAGAAGAAGAAACCGGAGGUCAAAAACCAGAGCAGAGCGCAGCGGAGAAGGUGAUAGCCGAGGAGAAAGGGCAGCUAGAAGAGCAGCUGAAUGAACUGACGGAUAAAUACAAGCGAGCGCUGGCUGAUACAGAGAACCUAAGGCAGAGAAGUCAGAAGUUGGUAGAUGAUGCUAAACUUUAUGGAAUCCAGGCUUUCUGUAAAGACCUUCUCGAAGUGGCAGACGUCUUGGAGAAGGCGACUCAGAGCGUCCCGAAGGAGGAGGUGUCCUCACAGAACCCUCACCUGAAGAACCUGUAUGAUGGGCUGGUGAUGACCCAGGUCCAGAUCCAGAAGGUUUUCACCAAACACGGUCUGGUGAAACUGGACCCGGUCGGGCUGAAGUUCGACCCGUACGAGCACGAGGCGCUGUUCCAAAUACCCCACGAGGGCCAGGAGCCUGGCACCGUCGCCACGGUUACCAAAGUGGGCUACAAGCUGCAUGGCCGCACGUUGCGACCCGCGCUCGUUGGCGUGGUUAAAGCUCAGUAAAAACCCGGUUUGGUCUGGCUCGGCUUUCCGGUUCGAUACGGUUUGCCUGAACACGACCUGGACGUAGGGAUGCUAGCGGACUGAUGUGAAUUCCUCUAUGAUUAAUAUCACAGUUUAUAUCAUAAUGAUAGAGGUUGAAGACAGCGAGUGGGGGGGAAAAAGUUUUCGUUCCGUUCACUUUAAGAAAAGGGGCGUGAUCCAAACAUCCCGCAUGUGUGUAUGAAGAUGUGAUGAUGAGACAAACCAGUGUGAACGCAUUUCUCUCACUGCUCUUAAGAAAUGAAAAAAGGGUCCAUGAAAAUGAUGAAAUCAGCUGUAUUAAUGUUUCUCCAUGACUUUGUAUCUAUAUUCAUAUAUUUAAAUGCCUUUUGUCCUGUC
Messenger RNA from Tachysurus vachellii, 1070 nucleotides. It is a transcript of the gene grpel1, whose product is annotated as GrpE-like 1, mitochondrial. NCBI's taxonomy places the organism in Eukaryota, Metazoa, Chordata, Actinopteri, Siluriformes, Bagridae. The record is from RefSeq and is a predicted model, not a curated record. Gene Ontology annotation, molecular function: protein homodimerization activity; adenyl-nucleotide exchange factor activity; protein-folding chaperone binding. Gene Ontology annotation, cellular component: PAM complex, Tim23 associated import motor. Gene Ontology annotation, biological process: protein folding; protein import into mitochondrial matrix. Bases 51 to 692 code for a protein of 213 amino acids. The transcript has 4 exons.